AUGUCCAGACCAUUAUUUCCCAUUUGGCCCUGGAGACCUGUCUGCAGCCCCUCCUAACCCCUGCCACUGACUCAGAUACUUCUCAGAGGGAGACCUCUCAGGCACCCUCUCAGCCAGGUACCCAAAAAGGUACAUCAGAAGACUUCUGCUGAGCAACUGCCACAGAAACAGGGGACAGAUCAAAGCAGGAGAGGACAGAUGUCUGUGGGAACCAGAGCAAGGAUGAGGUACAAACAAACUGAAUCCUUUUACAGUUACUGCUGCAGUUACUUUUGGAACUUAAGAAAAGGACCUCACAUUUUGGGUGAAAUUCAUCUCGGCAGAUUUGACCCAUGUUAG
This is a messenger RNA of Galeopterus variegatus (Sunda flying lemur), 339 nucleotides long. Its product is annotated as chromosome unknown open reading frame, human C2orf91. NCBI's taxonomy places the organism in Eukaryota, Metazoa, Chordata, Mammalia, Dermoptera, Cynocephalidae. The record is from RefSeq and is a predicted model, not a curated record. The transcript is spliced from 3 exons.